AACACCUUGGGGGUCUACUUUACCUGAAAUAAGUACUUGUACAACAGCUAAGCCGGGAAGGGAUGGAUGGGCGCACAGUUCUUCCCUUUCCAUCAUAACCGCUGGCCAAGCUUGGGCUGCUGUCGUGUGCUACUUUCUGACCCUCUGUUACUGGCACAUAUCACACCCCCGGGUUUCCCUCUCCCACUUCCCACUUUCUCCUCGAUUGACUGCUAUUACUACUGCUCGGCCCCUUUCACCCCAUCGCCCUCCUUCAACAGCAACACUCGCUUCACCUCUGGCAAUCUGGCUUUCUUUUUUGUUGGGCAGCGUCCUUGUCGGGAUCAUUUGGCCUCCUCGUCCUCUUCCGGCCUGUUCUUCACGCAGGAACAUUCAUUACCCGCGGUCCCACAACUGCAUGUAGACCUCUUCGCCCACCAUGGCUCAUCUCAAUAUCUCCCGUCCGUCUUCAGCCUUAGCUGUGCUCGAUCGCAUUUCAGCUGUAUUUGUUGCUAUAACGAUACUGGGGGUGAUCAUUCGCUAUUGCUGGUAUGAUGCAAAGGAUCCAUUCAAAUGCGGAGCCCUCCUCAAUGACGGAGAGUGGCUUGAUUCGACUUUCAAUGGCACGAUCCCCAGCAACUGGCAGGUCCCGGGGUGUACUGUUCGAAAGUACGAUCCGAAAGAUAUCCAAUCCUGCCUUGCGAACCGUCGGGCUUUGUUCAUUGGGGAUAUGACCGUCCGGGAGAUAUUUUGGGCUACCGCUCGCUCGCUCGACCCGGAAGCCCGCCCACAAGCAGUUGGGGAACAUAUCGAUAUAUCUGUUACCAAAGGCGACGUCACGUUGAAAUUCAUUUGGGAUCCCUAUCUCAAUUCCAGUGCUUUAGCUACCGAGCUCGCCGAAUUUGGUGGCGGAACCGCGGGCGUGGGUUCUGGCUCUGCGGCAUUGGUUCUGAUGGGUUCAGGGUUGUGGUACGCGAGGCACGAGAAUCUCAACGGGCUUAAGAAGUGGAAGGAUAAUAUCGAUGAUGUUGUGCAGCAUAUGCGGGAGGGUCGGACUAGUACGGACUUGGCAGGGUCCGAUAUUUUGCUGCUUGCCCCGGUGCUUGUCCCACAGUACGAAUGGCUCACUGAUGAUCGGAGGGAAACUAUCACACCCGAUAAAAUUGGCGCCAUGAAUGCAUACCUAAAACAACUCUCUGCCUUCCAAGGAGUAGAUGUUUUUUGGGCAUUUGACGAAAUGAUGAGAGAUCUUCCACAAACUUACCAGAGCUCGGGUAUCCAUAUUAAGGAAGAGGCUGCCGACAAGCAGGCCCAAGCUCUACUGAACUUGAGAUGUAAUGGGGAAAUCACCCGCUUCCCUUAUGAUGGGACUUGCUGCAAUAAGUAUCAUCCCCCAAAUUAUAUCCAAUGGCUGGCGCUCGUGUUUGUUCUGGCUGUCCUUCCCACAAUUAUAUAUAUGAGACACGGAGGUGCCACACCUGCCUCCUUGAUAAGCCAAUUCAACUGGCUUCCCUCAAAUGAGAUAAUCCAUUCCUUGUUGAUAUUCGGACUCGUUGUGAUUUAUUGCUUUUACGCAGACCGCACUCAGGUUUUUGGCAAAUCUCAGAAGCAAUUUCACAGUUCAGACAUGCUCUGGCUCUUUGUUGGGACUCUUUUCUUGGGGCUGAUAGCAAUUAGGAGGACAGCACCUGCCGCUACCUCGGAUCAGCCGCUUUUGAGUAGGGAGCAGUGGUAUGAGUGGAAAGGGUUGCUCCUGGCCACCAUGCUUAUAUGCGACUAUACUGGCGGAAUAGAGAGUGCUAAGAUUAAUGCAGUUUAUCGGCUAUCAGUCGCUGCAUAUUUGUUUCUGAACGGAUAUGGCUACUCCCUAUAUCUUCUCAGGAGCCAGGACUACACGCUCAAACGGUGUGUAGCUGUCUUGAUUAGGUUAAAUUUCUUGAGUGCCCUUCUCCCGUAUAUGAUGGGGACCAACUAUGUUUUCUAUUACCUUGCACCAUUGGCGACUUAUUGGUUCUUGAUCAUUUACUUGACGUUAUGGAUUGGCGAAAAGCAUAACUCGAAUGUCAAGUUCUUGCUUGGCAAGAUCUUUGUUUCUGCUAUAGCUACUAGGCUAUUGCCGGGUAUAUUGGAGAUCGUGUUCCUCGUUUUUGGAGCUGCUGCAGGGUCGCAAUGGGAUGUCUUGGUAUGGAGGGAUUACAUUGUUUCUGAUUUGUGGAUGGUUUACACUGGAAUGGUGGGCUCGGUUUUGUUCUCGAGAGCGAACGAAAACUCGUACACUUCUACUAGAUGGUUUCUCCUCGCUCGCCGAUAUGCGGUUGCUAUUUCAGCCCUCGCUAUUCUGCUGUUUUACUUGUUUUUGGCCUCGAGAGGGGAGGAUGGCGAAUAUAGUGCUUAUCAUCCUUAUAUCUCAUUCAUCCCGGUACUAUCAUACUUAGCUCUCCGCAACGCCACACCGCAACUCCGCAAUGCACAUUCAUAUACUUUCUCCUGCCUCGGAAAGUGUUCGCUAGAAGCAUUCGCUCUACAAAACCAUAUCUGGAUGGCCGCAGACUCAAAAGGGCUCCUGGAACUUGGAGCCUUUGGCUCAUCCCGAAAGAUAACUAAUUUCGCUCUGGCGACUCUGUUAUUCCUAUACCUCAGCCAUCGCGUGGGAAGGGCGGCGGAGGUUUUGACUCCGUGGAUUAUGGGCAUCCGGCCCAUGCUGCGUAAACCGAGUCUUCCGAUAACGAGUGACGAUGGGGAAGUCAAGGGAAGCGAGACACUGGACCGCAGCCAAGAUUACAUCGACGUACAAAUUUCCCAACUCAAGGCCACGCGAACAGACGGCGGUGGUGCGAGACUGAGUUCGGGUGCAGAGGGUUCUCAGGGGGACAGUUCUGGAGGAUUAUGGGCGGACUUUAGAGUACGGGUCCUAGUGAUUGGAGCCGUCAUGUGGUUCGCGAGUAUUGUAAGUUGAGCUGUUAAUAGACAUUGUAUGCGGGAAGCUGAUUGAAACUUGCACUAGACAACCUAACGAGGUACGAACUGGGAUAGAAGGGGACAUUUCAUGCUUUCUAUUUCUACUCUAUUUUAUACCAUAAUUCCUUUUUAGUUGACGGACCGCGCUACUACGGGCGUACCUACCCCACCAUGGGACGUUUUUCCUUGUUUAUAUAAAGGUCCUUUUUCUCUUUUUCCCCUGUAACAACCUUAUAUUUUCCUUUUCAUUUCUACAGAUACCACAUCAUCAUUGCUAUCAUCAUCGUCAUCAUUUCUUUUUUCUGGGCGUUUUCGACGGGGUGAUAAGUAUAUAGACUACUGCCCUACAAUCGUACAUAAAAGGAUGUCUAAAGGAUAUAUAGUGAGAGGAGAUAAUUACUAUGGU
This is a messenger RNA of Tuber melanosporum (Perigord truffle), 3343 nucleotides long. RefSeq lists its product as uncharacterized. The coding region runs from base 419 to 2935 and encodes 838 amino acids. The record is from RefSeq and is a predicted model, not a curated record. The transcript has 4 exons. NCBI's taxonomy places the organism in Eukaryota, Fungi, Ascomycota, Pezizomycetes, Pezizales, Tuberaceae.